Messenger RNA from Eruca vesicaria subsp. sativa (arugula), 1522 nucleotides. The record is from the annotation of a GenBank genome assembly. Lineage: Eukaryota; Viridiplantae; Streptophyta; Magnoliopsida; Brassicales; Brassicaceae.
ACUAUAGUUUUUAUAAUACUCAACACAAAGGCCCAAUAAAAUUAAAACAACCAAUAAGCUUUCCGAAAGCUUUGAAAUAAUAAACAACAAGUCUCAGAUCAUCUCUCUCUCUCUUUCUCAGCCUCUCAGGUCUCGAUGACGAUCAAUUCAUCCCCCACUGCCACUGAAUCAUUUUUGUCACAGGUUUUGGUGGAAGAGAAAUCGAGUGUUAGAAUCUUGACACUCAACAGACCACAGCAGCUGAAUGCUCUGUCCUUCCAAAUGAUCUCUCGGUUGCUGCAACUGUUCCUUGAAUAUGAGGAGGACUCUAGUGUGAAACUUGUUAUCCUUAAGGGUCAGGGAAGAGCCUUUUGUGCUGGUGGUGAUGUUUCAGCUGUUGUUCGUGACAUCCAACAAGGCAAUUGGAGACUCGGUGCCAAGCUCUUCUCCGCUGAAUACAUUCUCAACUAUGUUAUGGCCACCUAUAGCAAAACUCAGGUUUCAAUUUUGAAUGGUAUUGUCAUGGGAGGCGGAGCUGGUGUCUCUGUCCAUGGUCGAUUUCGUAUUGCAACUGAGAACACGCUUUUUGCCAUGCCCGAGACAUCUCUGGGCCUCUUUCCCGAUGUAGGCGCCUCCUACUUCUUGUCUAGGCUCCCUGGAUUUUUUGGAGAGUAUCUUGGCCUCACAGGAGCUAGGUUGGAUGGCGCUGAGAUGCUGGCUUGUGGUCUUGCAACUCAUUAUGUGCCUUCAACCAGGUUGACUGCAUUGGAAGCAGAUCUUUGCAGAUUUGAUUCAAGUGAUCCGACCUUUACCUCAACAAUUCUCGAUGCAUACUCUCAGAACCCGCACCUGAAACAGCAGAGUGCUUACCACAGGCUAGAUGUUAUCGAUACGUGCUUCUCGGAGAGAACAGUGGAAGAAAUUAUAGCUGCACUUGAGAGAGAGGCCACUGAUGAUUGGAUCUCAGCCACCAUUCGAGCAUUGAAAAAGGCUUCACCAGCAAGCCUUAAAAUCUCUCUUAGAUCGAUAAGAGAAGGACGAUUGCAGGGGGUGGGGCAGUGCCUUUGCCGUGAGUAUAGAAUGGUGUGUCAUGUGAUGAAGGGAGAAAUAAGCCAAGAUUUUGUGGAGGGGUGCAGAGCCAUAUUGAUAGACAAAGAUAAGAACCCAAAGUGGAAGCCAUGGCGACUGGAGGAGAUGAAGGAUAGCAUGAUAGAGCAAUACUUCAAGAGAGUGGAGGAAGAGGAAGACCUAAAGCUUCCACCAAGGAAAAACUUGCCUGCUUCAGCAAUGGCAAAGCUGUGAAGUGGAGAAGGUGAUGGAGCACUAUGGCUAAGUUGUGAAAAGGGAAAAUAAAUGUAAGAACAAGGAUGCUUGUGUUAAAUUGGCCUUGCAUACUUACAUGUGCAUCUAAAUAAUAAUCCAAAAGAGUCGAAAGAAAAUAAAUGAUUAUUGUAAUGAGGAUGACACUAAAGCAGAGAGAUGAUUUUGUAAAUGGUGUUGGAGGCACAACCAUGAGACCAAUGGACGUGGAGCACGUCUCUUA